AUGGUGGUGAUUGUGAUGGUGGCAGUGGCGUUGUUGGUGGUGGCGGUGGCGACAAUGAUGAUGUUGAUGUUAGUAACCGUCAUAGGUGGUGGCGAUGACAACGGUGACAGUGGGGGUGGGGGCGAACACAUUAAUUAUGCAGGUAAUAAUGGUAGUAGGGGCCACGAUGGUGAUGGCAGUUAUGGAAGUGGUGGCGGUUGUGGCUGUGGUGGUGGCAAUUGUGGCUGUGGUGACAGAGGUGGCGUUUUCAUUGUGGUGACAGCAGUAACAAGGGGAGGCGGUGGUGAUGGCAGUUAUGGAAGUGGUGGCAGUUAUGGUUAUGGUGGUGGCAGCAGCGACAACAAUGAUAGUGGUGGAGGUUGUUGUGGUGGUUGUGGUUACAGAGGUGGUGUUUAUGGUUAUAGUGGUGGUUGUGCCAAUAGUGAGGUUUGGUGGUUAAGGUACAUAGGUAAUAAUGGUGGUAAGGGCGGCGAUGGUGAUGACAGUUAUAGAAGUGGUGGCAGUUGUGGUUAUGGUGGUGGCAAUAGCGACAACAAUGACGGUGGUGGAGGUUGUUGUGGUGACAGUGGUGGCGUUUGUGGUUGUGGUGUUGCUAAUAGUGAGGUUUAG
This is a messenger RNA of Pyrus x bretschneideri (Chinese white pear), 609 nucleotides long. RefSeq names its product glycine-rich protein DOT1-like. NCBI's taxonomy places the organism in Eukaryota, Viridiplantae, Streptophyta, Magnoliopsida, Rosales, Rosaceae. The coding region runs from base 1 to 609 and encodes 202 amino acids. The record is from RefSeq and is a predicted model, not a curated record. The transcript is spliced from 3 exons.